Messenger RNA from Porites evermanni, 2004 nucleotides. The record is from the annotation of a GenBank genome assembly. NCBI's taxonomy places the organism in Eukaryota, Metazoa, Cnidaria, Anthozoa, Scleractinia, Poritidae.
CAGUGCAUUCUGGGCAAUAAACAAUGCAACCACGUGUUCUUCUGUUCCAAAAUGGCGUCUUGUAGCGAUGGAACACAAGAUCGACAAGUUUCUCAUUCAGACGAACUCCUCCAUAUUCCUUUCAGGCCUGGUAACGUUGUCUUGAUACCUUGAAGAAGUAAAUGGCUCGUGAUCCAGAGUUUGUCAGCUUAAACCGCGUGCUUUUUUUGUUUUUGUUGCAGAAAAUUCCAAAUUUCUCAUAACCAAAGAAAGCAAGUCAGAAAGUAGAGUUCCAUCGAAGAUUUUUAAAGUCGAGCCACCUUCAGGUAACAUGCAAACUUCGUCUUUGUUGUUGUUUUUGAUAUGUUGUUGUUGGAAUCGUCGCAUCCACAGAGUCGGCGUGGGGGAGGUCAGAAAAAACUGGAUGGUACCCAACAGGACAACCUCUAAAAGGACAAAAUGGCAACUUCAUGGAGUUCUACAGCCCUGAAUGGCACACUGAGAGUGAUUUUGUCAUCGUCUUUCAGCAGAGAAGCUCGUCUAUACACUGACAAACUGAAUAAACACGAACAUUUGUUGUAGUUUACUACAAUAAUUGUUGAGUGCAAUGUGCAUUUUCAAAAGGUCAACAUAAUUUGAAAGCAAUUUGGGAGAGUGGAGAAGCAUUUUAAGACCCUGGUUUUAUUAAUAAAAAGGAAUCCUACGGUGCCAACAUACAGCCACUGUGUAUUUUGGUACAUAGUAUGUAUUGGAUAUUAUCUUUACAGAACUACAGUACAUAAUAUUUUAUUGUGGGAACCCUCUCUGUAACAGUGGCUACGAUCAACUCCCUUUAUUGCAGACACUGAAGGGAGCUCGAGUUAGUGUCCUCAUUAGUGAGAGUCCGUAAGAGCGUAAGCUUAUUUCGGUCAAAUGUCUGUAAUUUGUUUUUGCCGGGGAUUAAUCUGCUGUCUGUAUUAUCGGGGUGUCGAGAGUUGACUAUAUUGUGGAGUUGCCCUUGGCGUUUUUGUCCCACACUUCUUACUAUUCAAUGUCUUUGAUCUCUUGUGGUCUAGUUUUAAGAAGAGUGAAAGAUUUCCUACCAAAGAUAAAGGAAGCUGAAGAAGCACUUCAGAAAGAACUUGAAGCGAAAUCCCCCUCUGAACUGGACAUUGAAAAUGUUGAAGAUGCUGGUCCAUAUAUUGAAAUGGUAGGACUGAAACUUGUGCUCUGGCUUAGGACAAGGCUAAGCAUCCCAUCUACAGGGAAAUAAAAUUACUAUAAACUUCCGCUUAUUAUUGCUGGGCUUAUACGUACAUUUUCUUAAGGGGUUUCAGGGGGGGGGGGUCUUAUAUCCCAGGGGGCUUAUAACUGGAAGUGCUGAUCAAAUACGUGACCAAGUAAAGCGACUGGCUCUGGCAACGAGAGCCUUUCAAACUCCUGUCCUUGUGCAGUGAAGCAAACUAGUGCUACAGCAGCCUCCCGGCUCAAUUUUCCUAAAUUGUAAUACCUUAUUUGAUACACUUUAACGUAAUGUAUGCAUUCAAUUCAAUGGGUCAUUGAGUGGCAUCUAAAAUGAGAUGCUCUGUAGACGUUUUAUCCAUGACAUAAAAUGUCUCAGAUGAAUAAUAUUUGACUCAUUUUAUACAUUGCAGUAUUGUCAAAUUUUGUUGCAUGGGUUAAUUUGAAUUAAAUUUGUCAGUCAUGAAUUGAAUUCAAUGAUUGCAUGACGUGUUAUCAACUUUCCUCACUUAUCUCAAUUUAUAGAGUUUAGCCAUGGUGGAAACUCAAGCAGACAGCAGUGAAGGUUCCUGUGAGGAAAGCAAUUCCAUAGAUGUGAAUUCUGAUGGAGAUUCUGAUGAAAUUCAAACACAGGAAAUAGACUGUGGACCUCUCACAGAGGAAAACUUUGUUAUUAGAAAGACAGCAAAUGGCAGUCUUAAGCCAUUCAUCGAAGAAAUAACCAAAGAGAAAACGAACACUCUGCAGAAAAAGAAGAAAAGACUUAAAUCUAAGAAAGAUUCAAGAAAAGGGAGAAAAAGAUAG